Messenger RNA from Colias croceus (clouded yellow), 2227 nucleotides. It is a transcript of the gene grp, whose product is annotated as serine/threonine-protein kinase Chk1. The record is from RefSeq and is a predicted model, not a curated record. The transcript has 8 exons. Gene Ontology annotation, molecular function: ATP binding; tau-protein kinase activity; protein serine/threonine kinase activity. NCBI's taxonomy places the organism in Eukaryota, Metazoa, Arthropoda, Insecta, Lepidoptera, Pieridae. Gene Ontology annotation, biological process: microtubule cytoskeleton organization; intracellular signal transduction; protein phosphorylation. Gene Ontology annotation, cellular component: cytoplasm. The coding region runs from base 203 to 1831 and encodes 542 amino acids.
UAAAUAAUUUAACUUUUCACUAAAGUACUGACUAUUGUGUUUAUAUUUCCGAACGUGACUAGCCAUUGAUCUUUCGUGCAAAAAAAAAGCCGAUUGAGCUCGACGGCGCGGUCGGGUUGGUUGCCGAUUGGUGAACGAUUUGUAGAAAGAAGGAAAAGAAAAAUGGCAAAAUGGUGUAAGAACGGCUAAGGACCGAGGAGCCAUGUCUUCAGGCGGCGAAUUCGUGGAAGGGUGGGUCGUCACGCAGGUGCUGGGUGAAGGGGCCUAUGGAGAGGUCCGGCUGCUGAUGCACGCGCGGUCGGGCGCGUGCGUGGCGCUGAAGGCGGUGCGCGAGGCGGCGGGCGGCGCGGCGGGCGCGCGCGAGGCCGCGCUGCACCGCGCGCUGCGGCACCCCAACGUGCUGCGCUGUCUGGGCGAGCGCCACCACGCCGGCGUGCACUAUCUCUUCCUCGAGUACGCGCAAGGCGGCGAGCUCUUCGAUCGUAUCGAGCCGGACGCGGGCAUGGCGGCGGGCAGCGCGCGCCGCUACUGGCUGCAGCUGGCGGCCGGCCUGCGCUACCUGCACGCGCGCGGCGUGGCGCACCGCGACAUCAAGCCCGAGAACCUGCUGCUCGACCACAACGACACGCUCAAGAUAUCCGACUUCGGCAUGGCCACGCUGUUCCGGCACGGCGCGCGCGAGCGGCUGCUGUCGCGCGUGUGCGGCACGGAGCCGUACGCCGCGCCCGAGGUGCUGGCGGCGCCGCGCCGGCCGUACCGCGCGCCGCCCGCCGACCUGUGGGCCGCCGCGCUCGUGCUGCUCGCCAUGCUCGUCGGAGCCUCGAAGCCUCGCCGCAUGGACCGCCCGCACCCGCACGGCCGGCCGACGCGUCUCAUUCGGCGACCGCUUGCAGAGCUGCCGUGGGAGCGCGCCAGCGAGGAGGACGCGCGGUACUGCGCGUGGCGGGCGUGGGCGCAGGGCGCGAGCGGGGGCGAGCCGCCGCGCGGCGCGUGGCGCAGGCUGGCGGCGGGCGCGCUGGGCCUGCUGCGCCGCGCGCUGCGCCCCGACCCCGCGCGCCGCCCCGCGCUCGACGCGCUGCUCGCGCACCGCUGGCUGCGCGACGAGCGCGAGCCCACAGGAUUUUAUGCUAUUGCUAUACUCUGCCAGAAGCAAGAGUUCAGAGGUCGUAUGUGUAUCCGUGUGAAUGGCUCGUAUCUAAGCCGUGUUGUGUGUUGUGCGACAGACGCGACGGACGGCGCGCGCGUGUGGAGCUCGCAGCCGGCGGGCGGGGCGGGGGGCGGGGCGGGCGGCGACGCGGACGGGCUCAGCGCGCGCGACAUGGACGAGCUGCUGAGCUACUCGCAGCCGGCGCGCGGCGACGAGCUGCUGCUGGGCUCGCCCGAGCGCGGGCCGGCGCCGCUGCAGCGCCUCGUGCGCCGCAUGACGCGCGUGUUCGUGCGCGCGCCCGAGCCCGCCGCCCUGCGCGCGCUCACCGACCUGCUGGACGCGCGCGGCUACCUGUGGCGCUACCUGCACCCCCGCAUCCUGGCGAUCGAGUGCGGGUCGGUGAAGAUGCGCGCGUGGGCGGUGCGCGUGCGCGCGGCGGGCGGCGGCGCCGAGCGCGUCAUGCUGGAGUUCCGGCGCUCGCGCGGCUGCGGGCUCGCCUUCAAGCGGCGCUACGUGGAGCUGCGCGACGCGCUGCGCCCGCUGGCCGCGCCCGCGCCGCCGCUCAGCCCCGCCGACCCCGCCGACCCCGCCGACCCCGCAGACCCCGCAGACCCCGCCACCCCCACAGACCUGCUCGCGCCGCCCGCAGACCUCUCGCAGCCCAUGGACACGGACGUCGAUUAGUCGGCACGAGCAAUCUCACGUUUUAGUAUGAUAAUUGUUUGUUAGUGAUCAAAUGAAUACUGAAGACUGAUAUUUUUAUACUCUGUACGAUAUUUUUGCAUGGAACCGUUUGUUGUAAUUGUUAAUUUUAAAUAUUAUGCUUGUCAAAACUCCUAUAAAAUAACAAUAAAAACUAGACUAUAACAUAAUAUUACUACUGAAAAAUACCUCAGAUCAUACAAAUCAAAAUAACUUGUUGAAUGAAAAAUGAAUAUUCACGGAUCUGAAUUCGUGCUUUCAUAGUCUUAAGAAUUACAUAAAAGACUUUAUUAUUAAACAAAAUGUCAAUUAAAAUGUGAUCAUCUAAGAUAAGUUACUUGUAAUAAUUUAUAUAUUGAAUAAAGAAGUUGUUUUUAA